This is a messenger RNA of Eublepharis macularius, 1216 nucleotides long. It is a transcript of the gene NFKBIL1, whose product is annotated as NFKB inhibitor like 1. NCBI's taxonomy places the organism in Eukaryota, Metazoa, Chordata, Lepidosauria, Squamata, Eublepharidae. The transcript has 5 exons. Bases 107 to 1168 code for a protein of 353 amino acids. Gene Ontology annotation, cellular component: nucleus. Gene Ontology annotation, biological process: canonical NF-kappaB signal transduction; negative regulation of toll-like receptor signaling pathway. The record is from RefSeq and is a predicted model, not a curated record. Gene Ontology annotation, molecular function: protein binding.
CUUUUUUUCCUCUUCCCCUAUGAAAAUCGCAGAGAUCAACAUAGAUGUGCGCUAUUCUGCGUGGAAAAGCUUGAUAAGCCUUUCCAAAUCCAGCCAUUCAGACUAAAUGCCUAUCCCCAUGGCAUCAGGGUAUCAGCGUCGCUUGUGGCGCUACAUAGAUGCAGGUCACCGUCGCAAGCUGCGCAGGCUCCUGCGACGACACAGGCAAGCACUGAACCUGAGUGAGACUGUGGGGCACAAAAAUCGCACCCCCCUGCAUCGAUCCUGUGCCCGACAGGACCACAGAACUGCCAUCCUCUUGAUGAAGUAUGGAGCGGAUCCUUUCCUUCUGGAUCAGCGUGGAGACACAGCUCUACAUGUGGCUGCCCGGCAAGCUGCACGCAAGGGAGGCACUGUGUAUGAAGACCUGUUUGUUCCUUUGCGAAAUCAGUGCCCCUCUGCCAUGAGCAUCAGAAACAGAGAUGGAAAGACACCAGGGGACCUUUUGGGACAGACAGAAGACAAAUGGUGCCCUCAGGAGAUGUUUGAGGAUGGUGAGAUGGACCUUGAGGCGGAGAGAGAGUGGAACCGCAAACUCCUCGGUGAAUGUGAAGACGAAUAUCAGGAGACCUGGUGGCGGUAUGAAGAGGAUUUUUAUACUACCAGUCCAGACCCGGAGACCUACGAAGCUUGGGCUGAUCGCAUAGCUCAUGAAUAUAGCCAGAAACGCAGGCAAACGGAGGACCGUCACCGGCAAAAGCCUAAAAAUGAACCCCAAAAGCCCGUCCUGAAGUUGCGGCCUCUCUUAGAAGAGGAGCAUCUGCUCUAUGAGAAACGUGCCCGAGCCAAAGAAGAAGAACUGAAGGCCGCUAAAAGAGCGCGUUACGAGGAGGGCUGUAGCCAGGUCUUCACCACUGACAGUUCUCAUCUUCUGAGAUAUGCAGACGUUCCCUGGCCAUGCCCAACUGGGACUGCUGAGGAAAUGGCUGCGGUGGCACUCCAUGGUACAGAUCCCUCAGACAAAGCAGCCUACCGGCGCUUCCUCCGGCGCCAACAAGCGCUGUGGCAUCCGGACAAGUUUCUUCAGCGCUGCGGCACACGCUUAGCUGAGCAGGAUCGCCACCGGAUCCUGGACACCGUCACUGCAUUAUCCCAGGCUUUCAACCGGCUAGCUGAGGCAGCCAGGUGAUGCUUUGCUGUCAGUCUCUUGUAGGUUAAUAAAGUUUUGUCUUUUUGA